AUGGAUGCGCCCUCCGAAGGCGAAACGCCUACAGAGACAACUCCAUUCCCUGCGAUCGAUGACAAUGCGGGCCCUACGGCGGACGAUCCGUCCGUCUCAAGUCUAGAUGAACAUGGCAAAGACGGGGCGAAAGAUGCGGCAUCAAAGAAGAAGCUGCCUCCCCACAGACGAUCGCUGAGUGGGAACUUCAUGAAGCUGCUUCGCACCAGCAGUAGCGACCGCGGUAGUCAAGAUGGCACUCCAACGGGAGAGAAGAAUCGCAGCAGCAGUGCUAUGACUGGGGCAGUCGCGGACUCACAGAGGCGCAAGCGGAAGAGUUCACUGCGCAAGACUGUGCUUGGGAAAGGCAAGGAGAAAGAAAAAGAUCGUAAAGGGAAGUCACCGCUUUCCAGUCCGAUUGUGUCCAGUCCGGUAGCAGAACCAUCGUCACUGGAAGAGAUUACUAGUCCGACACAAUCGCCCACGCCUCGUCCCUCACUCGAUUCUACGUCCGCUGAUUCGCCAUCCUCGUCGCCCGAGCAUCCUCCGGCAGCGCCGCCGCGCUGGCAAGCACCAUUCCGAAGCCUCUCUCGUGUCUCAAUCCCCUCACUUCGUGCUACUGCACCGUCAGCAGACCCAGCGGUUCCUCACCACCAGCACACUGCUUCGACAUCAUCAGACGAUAACGUACAAAUCGGCAGCAACGACGGCGCCGCCGAUGCUUUCACCACUGCCCGAGCCGACUCUACCCAGUCAUCUUCCCGCUUUCCCACCCUGAGAAAGAUUCCUACACGGUCCAGCAUUGACUCGGCAGCAUCUAUCUCCUCAUCCUGGAUCUAUCCAUCAGUCGGCCCAUCCUCGAUCGCCGCAUCAAUCUCUACAGCCCCGUCGCUGCUCAGCGAUACCAUCCGGCGCUCGACCAACCAUUUUGGGUACUUCGCAUCUUCUCAUACCGCCGCACAUGUCGCCGCUCAACAGCAGCACGCCGCUCUAGCGCGCUCCCCCCUGGCCUCUGAGCCACAAUCUGUCGCCGGCUCGCCAGAUCUAUCCGAUGCUGAAGACGAAGACGACGACGAGCUCGUCCAUUCGUACGACCUUACCGCCUUCUGGGGCUACAUCAUCCUCAUCGUCACCUACGUCGUCUUCGUCGUUGGCAUGGGCUCCUGCUUCGGUGUUUGGUCGUGGGCGUGGGACGUAGGGGAGACGCCGUACGCUCCGCCGGAGCUGGAGGAUGAUGCGAGCUUGCCUAUCGUGGGCUACUAUCCCGCCCUUAUGGUGUUGACGGCAGUGAUGGCGUGGGUGUGGGUUGUUGUCGCGUGGGUUGGGAUGAAGUAUUUCCGGCAUUCGAGUGGUGUUGCUGGUGAUGAUGGCUGA
This is a messenger RNA of Cyphellophora attinorum, 1353 nucleotides long. RefSeq lists its product as uncharacterized. The record is from RefSeq and is a predicted model, not a curated record. NCBI's taxonomy places the organism in Eukaryota, Fungi, Ascomycota, Eurotiomycetes, Chaetothyriales, Cyphellophoraceae. The coding region runs from base 1 to 1353 and encodes 450 amino acids. The transcript has a single exon.